This is a messenger RNA of Anopheles arabiensis, 2325 nucleotides long. RefSeq lists its product as uncharacterized. Bases 23 to 1828 code for a protein of 601 amino acids. The transcript is spliced from 2 exons. NCBI's taxonomy places the organism in Eukaryota, Metazoa, Arthropoda, Insecta, Diptera, Culicidae. The record is from RefSeq and is a predicted model, not a curated record.
ACAUUCCGUGAAAAGUUUUGCGAUGACCAAGCGCGGGUUAAAUUGUGGUGGCUGCGAGCGGCAUAAUACCGUGAACGAUGUGGUGCUGUGCAACAAGUGCAAGAAGUGGUUCCACUACGGAUGUGUCGGCGUCACUGCAGGAAUAAUGUCCCAGGCGUGGUGGUGCGAUGUAUGUGCGAUUCAGGUGGACAAGAGCGAAGCGAAGGAGAAGCGUCAUCCUAAGACGCCUAUGGAAGCAAUCGCGAAGACGAGAAAGCCUGCUGAAAGCUGCGAUGGCGAAAACAAGGCCAACAGAGCAGCAUCAUGCGAGGGCGAGGCCUCGGCGUACAAGCUAUCCAUAGGAGUGGUGAACACAAUACUCCCAGCUGCUAAAAUGCCUCCUAGCACGAAAGCAUUUACUAAAGCGUCAAGCAGACGGUCUAAGGAAGUUGCGAUGGCUCAACUCCUUAAAAAGCAACAACUUGAACGAGAAAUGGUCAUGAGAGAGUUCGAGCUCAAAAUGGCCAACCUCAAGCUCGAAUACGAUAGAAUCCAGCUUGAGUUCACCAACAAAAGAGCAUCAAUUCGAUCUUCCGUGAACAAUACACAUAACACGGAACAGAGAAAAUGCAAUCAGCAGCAGCAGCAUCAGCAGCAGCAGCAUCGUCAGCAGCAGUAUCAGCAGCUGCAGCAGCCGCAACAACAGCCGCCACAGCAAAAGCAGCACCCACAAGAGGAGCAGCAGCAGCAACGGCAGCAGAAACAGUGGAUGCAGCCGCGUGACGCGGCAAUGAGUGAUGGUAAAGUUGGUGGAACCGCGUGCAUCGAAUCGUGGACCUCUCCAACAGAAGCAGUCGUGGAUAGAAUAGUUCUUUCCGAGCAUGAUGAGGCGGCGCGGCGACCCCAUAACUGUUCUCAAACCAACACACGCCGACGGCUUACGCAACACAGCACGCUCCUGCACGACGCGUCGAGAUCGAGAGUACCGGGAGUACCGUUUGGUAUGGUGACCGUCGCACUUUCAUCUCACGGACUACAAACCACCACCAUCCUCGAUGAAGGUUCAGCGGCAGCUUUGGUGCAAUCACAACUGGCACAAUGCACCAGUGUAACCGGAAUGCCAGAGCCACUGGCGAGGAACUGCACAGAAGGCGUCGCGAGGAACGAUUCAAGGCGGAUAACCGUGGCAAUCUCGGCGAGCGGCAACAACGGGCAACACGAGUUUUCCAACACUCGUCCCUCCAAACAGCUAAGUUUGCCGCUCCAAGAACCAUAUUUCACCACAUUAAUAUUUAACUUUGCUCACUUUCAGGGACUGUCGACUUUGCCGUUCCUGAAAGGCGAGUCGAGGUUAACGAUCGGGACACAACGCACCGAUCUGAUGGCACCACAACAAAUAAGCAGUAUCGGCGAUCCUACGGCUGAGGGAAACCGAUUAAGUUUAGCGGUCUACGGUGUCGUAAACAGACGGUCGUUUGGUUGUAAACAAACGCACCACAUCAUCAAAGGCAUACAAUUGGGUGCUAGAGUGCGCCUAAAAGAGAAUAAUAUGCAGAUUAGAGAUCGGGUCACACAUACACUCACCGACACAACCACAAGUAGGGUUAUGUUUACACCAUGCUCUUUACAGAACAGGUGUACAGGACGGUUGAAAUUACGUUUCUGCAUCCCGCGAGAGAAAGAUAAGGAAAAGCAGCGAAACGUAAUAUCAUGCCACGAUAGGCGAGGGUUGAUCGAGGAAUUGAUCGUAGGAAAGCGCAGGUGUCACCCCUUCAAGGGUGCCGUUCGGAAAGCACAAGCCAAGAAAACGAGGUACCAAACAAUGAUGUGCGGUACAACCGGCAAAUAAUUAGGGAAACUUUGAUUCGGAAACCGCGAUCGUGCAGUGAAUCAAUACAACACUUAGGCCGAAAAUUAGGAACCAGCUAUAUCGUGCUGAUUGUAAGAAAAUCCUUCUUAUAUUAAGGAUUUACGGGGUGGAGUGUUGGCACGAUAUCUACCUCGUGGUAGAUCAGCAGCCGUAAUGUUUAUAAAACAACGAGCUGUCAAGGACAGCUCGAAUAAUAUACGAAUAAAGCACCAGAUGGCGCUGUAAAACAGAUAAGGACAAAAAGAUAUCCCAAAGGCGAAACAGCUAGAUUAUCAAAAAUAGGGCCAAUUAGGAUAAAGUUCGGCAGCGGUCGCGAAAUAGGGUCAAAUGCGGUCAAGACUGAUCGGCUGUUCGUAAAAAUAGGCGCCAUCGAGAAUGUUAGGCCAGUAGCAAAAGUCAAUCGACCGAAGAAAGACUAAUUUUUAAACUGAGCAAAUACAUAUUAUAUACAAACAAGCCAGUUCUAAGAAAGUCUA